ACUGCACUGUCAGUGUCAGUGUCAAUGUCAACCAAACCAACCAAACAGUAAAAAACAAAAAUCUCACAAAAAAAUAACAAAAUAAAAUGGUAUGAUGGAGCUAUUGCUUAGAUUUGUGCCAACAAAUACGCUCAGAGUAACCACAUCUAGGAUAUUACUAAACCAUGUAGCCAAUUACACCAGAUUAGCCGAAGUGGGUAAAUUAGAGCAGCCAAAGACAUCAGGGAAGUACGACACUGGGCAGUUGAUCCUGCACAAGGUUUUUGGUUACCGAGGUGUGAUUCUGUUUCCGUGGCUGGCCCGUGUGUACGACCGUGAUGCAGCGAACAGGAAGGAGAGCCAGGCGCCCGCGGACGCGGAGGCCUCGGGGGACUCCCUGUCCAACGUAGGCAAGGAGGUGAAGGGCCGCACCCACACCUUCUACCAGGUCCUCAUAGAUACAAGAGAUGCUCCAUACAUAGCUGUGCAAACAAACUACGACAUGAGACCCGAAUGGAAAAAGAAGCGAGCACAAACAGAAGCAGUAACCUUCCUCGGCAACCAGGAGUCGAGCCGGAGCCUCUACGCGAUCCCCGGGCUGGACUACGUGGCGCACGACGACAUCAUCCCGUACGCGUCGGCGGAGCGCGCGCCGCUGCAGCACGAGCUGUUCGACAAGUUCCUCAUGCACAACCCCGACAAAGAACCCCCGUUCGUGGCCCAAGAGACCCUCCGCGCGUGGCAGAAGAAGAACCACCCGUGGCUGGAGCUGAGCGACGUGCACCGCGAGACCACGGAGGGCGUGCGCGUCACCGUCAUCCCCUUCUACAUGGGCAGCCGCGAGGCGCAGAACUCCGCUGUGUACUGGUGGCGCUACUGCAUCCGCCUAGAGAACCUAGGCUCCCAAGCAGUGCAACUCCGCGAGCGACACUGGCGCAUAUUCUCCCUCUCAGGAACCCUGGAGACGGUCAGGGGUCGAGGGGUGGUGGGUCAGGAGCCGGUGUUGGCGCGACACUCGCCCGCCUUCCAGUACAGCAGCCAUGUCAGCUUGCAGGCGCCUAGCGGCCAUAUGUGGGGAACAUUCAGAAUGGAGCGCGAAGACGGAUACACAUUCGACUGUCGGAUCCCGCCAUUUUCACUCGAAAGCAAACCGGAUGAGGGCGCCCCGGUCGCGCCCACCGCCGCCGCGUGACCUGGCAACACUGACGAACCAUAAACAAUUUAAAAACAUGACACGUUACGCGCCAUUUGUCUAUGGCCAGAAGUCAGAAUAAUCACUGAAUUUUAGUGCUCACAUUCUCAUCUCCCGCUAGCGACGUUGUUUAGAAAAUGUGAUGAUAGAUAUUGUUAUUUUGUAAUAGUCUGGUUCAAAAAUUUAUUUAAGAGCAAGAGUCCAAAUGUUUGUUUUUAUAUUAGGAGAUUACUUUAAUUAGGUGCAUCGUUUAAUAGUUAACAUUUGUGCCGACCCUGUAAGCCGAAAUCCCAUUAGUAAUUUAAUUACAUUAGAAGAUUUUUAAUAAAUUACAGUAUUCUGUUAAUGUA
Messenger RNA from Plutella xylostella (diamondback moth), 1521 nucleotides. The record is from RefSeq and is a predicted model, not a curated record. NCBI's taxonomy places the organism in Eukaryota, Metazoa, Arthropoda, Insecta, Lepidoptera, Plutellidae.